AUGCCCAACCCCUGGCCACACGGCGCCAAAUGCGCCAUCUCCUUCACAAUGGACAACCUAGGCGAGGCCCAAGCAGUGCACAACAAGUCCUGGCCAGCAGACAAGCCAACAGGCCAGGACCCCGCGGUCCUCCAGACCCUCCCGCGCAUCCUGGACCUCCUGGCGCAGCAGCACGGCGGCGAGCAAGGCAGAGGCAUCAGGGCGACCUACUUCGCCGAGUCCUGGAGCCUGGGCGUCUACCCGGGCGCCGUGGCGGACCUCCAGCGGCGCGGGCACGAGGUCGCGUGGCACGGGUUCCAGCACGAGCCGUGGCACUCCCUGUCGGCGGCCGAGGAGGAGGACAGCUUCGAGCGGAGCCACGCCGCCGCGACGGAGGCGGCGGUGCCGUACCGGGGGUUCAGGCCGCCUGGGGGGAGGGUCAACGGGGAGAGGACGCUGGACCUGUGCCGGAGGUAUGGUGUCGAGUACGUCUCGCCGCUGGGGGGGUUUGGCGUCCAGGCGGGGGACUCGGGACAGGAUGUGGUGGUGCUGCCGUUUGAGUGGGAGGCUGUGGAUGCUUUUUGGUACAUGGAAAAGUUCGGCGGGAUACGUCUGGAGCACGGGGUCCAGGAGGAGCCGCUUGGCCCCGGGGACUUUCGGGAGUAUUUGUUGCGGCGCAUUGAGGAGGUCAAGGGGGAGGGGGGUUACAUGUCGAUCCUAUUCCACCCCUUCCUGACGACUGAUGAGGCUCGAAUGGCUGUGCUGGAGGAGGUUGUCCGGAAGAUUGGGUCGGAUCAGGAGAUCUGGUGUGCGCCGUGUUCAGAGGUUGCGACGUGGGUCAAGGAUCACAAGGAAAGCUUUGGAUUUGACAAGUGA
Molecule: messenger RNA, 855 nt
Organism: Diaporthe citri
Lineage: Eukaryota; Fungi; Ascomycota; Sordariomycetes; Diaporthales; Diaporthaceae
Exons: 1
Coding region: 1-855 (284 amino acids)
Biological process (GO): carbohydrate metabolic process
Molecular function (GO): hydrolase activity, acting on carbon-nitrogen (but not peptide) bonds
Source: RefSeq, a predicted model, not a curated record